Molecule: messenger RNA, 1762 nt
Organism: Xyrauchen texanus (razorback sucker)
Lineage: Eukaryota; Metazoa; Chordata; Actinopteri; Cypriniformes; Catostomidae
Product: transcription factor GATA-4-like
Exons: 6
Coding region: 102-1160 (352 amino acids)
Biological process (GO): negative regulation of transcription by RNA polymerase II; cell fate commitment; positive regulation of transcription by RNA polymerase II
Cellular component (GO): nucleus
Molecular function (GO): RNA polymerase II cis-regulatory region sequence-specific DNA binding; zinc ion binding; DNA-binding transcription factor activity, RNA polymerase II-specific
Source: RefSeq, a predicted model, not a curated record
UCUGCUCUCUUCAGCGCGAGGCAAAGGUCACCCCGGUGAGAGCUGCUCGGAUUAACGGGAGCUCGCAGCAGACAGACGUGGAAUAACGGUCACCUGUGGACAUGUAUCAAGGUGUGACGAUGACCACCAACCACGGACCCGCGUCUUACGAGCCCGGUUUCCUCCAUAACGCCGCCUCUGCGGUUACUUCACCGGUGUAUGUUCCCACCACUCGGGUAACCCCGAUGAUUCCGGCCCUGCCGUACCUUCAGACGUCCCAGCAGGGCAGCCCCGUGUCGGGUCACUCGGCCUGGACGCAGCCAAGCGCGGACACGGUGGCCUCGUACAACUCCACCGGAGCGCACCAUCAUUCCACGGUGUCCAGGUUCUCCUUCUCCACGAGUCCUCCGUUAACCUCCGGGGUCGCUGCGGUACGGGAGACGGCGGCCUACACGAGCCCGUUGAACAUCACCGCUAACGGGCGGGAGCACUACGGGUCCCGGGGUCUGUGUGGCUCGUAUCAUAGCGGGUACCCGGCCUACGUGAGCCCGAACAUCGGAGGUUCUUGGACGGCGUCGCACUUGGACAGCUCCGUGCUCCACAGCCUCCAGACCGACGGAGCGGGCAAUCCCACGAGACACCCGAAUUUUGAGUUAUUCGAUGACUUCGCAGAGGGCCGUGAGUGUGUGAACUGUGGGGCGAUGUCCACUCCUCUCUGGCGGCGAGAUGGAACGGGUCACUAUCUGUGUAACGCCUGCGGACUCUACCACAAAAUGAACGGAAUAAACCGGCCAAUCAUUAAAUCUCAAAGACGAUUGUUUGCGAACAGACGGGUGGGUUUGUCCUGCAUGAACUGUCACACGACAACAACGACACUGUGGAGACGCAAUGCCGAGGGUGAGCCGGUGUGCAACCCCUGCGGUCUCUAUAUGAAGCUCCAUGGGAUUGCUCGCCCUCUUGCCAUGAAGAAGGAGGGAAUUCAGACGCGCAAACGCAAACCCAAAAAUAUCAGCAAGUCCACACCCGGGAUCACCGGUUCUGAUGGUCAGAUCCCGCCCAGUGUUGUGAACUCCAGUACAACAGAAGAACCUCGACACAUAAAGACAGAACCGGACACAGUGUCACUCUACACACACCAUCAUAUGCACACACAGGUCUCUUCGAUUCCUACAUUCAUGUGAACUCAAAGCGGAAGUUCUGCACUCAAACUGUCACCGAGUGGAUCUUCCACCUCAAAGAGUGAAGCGUGGAGCAGUCUGAUACUCGCUUAACAACCAACAUGCUCCUGUUUAAUCCUGUCUAACACUCCCUGACCCAGAGUCCGGUCUGGAGAAGUUCAUCUGAGACCACAAGAGCAAAGAAGACCAUCAUCUGGUGAUAUACGGACAGCAGAACUCACAGCACUGUGUUGAUUCAGACAUGAUUGUGAAAUCACUGGUGGUGUAGUGGCUAAAGCACAUAACUGGUAAUCAGAAGGUUGCUGGUUUGAUCCCCACAGUCACCACCAUUGUGUCCAACAAAUAAACAAUAUAUGCUUCCUGUCCAGAAAGCCACGCCCAUAAAACACUUUCACUCUAAAGUCUGCUACUCACAGAUGACCUCCUUCUUAUAUUUAUUCUUAUAUAUAAAAAUAAUUAAAACAGGGUCAUUUUAAAGUAUUAAAUGUUGUCGUAUGUAUGUAACUGUUGUUGUGAACGGUUUGUCAAACUUUAUUUCUUUCUCAGAGAGCAAGAUUGAUUUUCCACAAGUGCUCAAUCAAACUACAUUAAUUAAUAAACAUAAA